This is a messenger RNA of Nerophis ophidion (straightnose pipefish), 5074 nucleotides long. RefSeq names its product paired-like homeodomain 3 (gene pitx3). Gene Ontology annotation, molecular function: DNA-binding transcription factor activity, RNA polymerase II-specific; RNA polymerase II cis-regulatory region sequence-specific DNA binding. The coding region runs from base 282 to 1166 and encodes 294 amino acids. The transcript has 4 exons. Gene Ontology annotation, biological process: regulation of transcription by RNA polymerase II; anatomical structure morphogenesis. Gene Ontology annotation, cellular component: nucleus. NCBI's taxonomy places the organism in Eukaryota, Metazoa, Chordata, Actinopteri, Syngnathiformes, Syngnathidae. The record is from RefSeq and is a predicted model, not a curated record.
UCUACACUUACACUGAGUGUUUGUGAGUGUGUGUGAGGAUCUACACUACACUUACACCGUGUUUUUGUGUGUGUACGUUCAUAUGAGUGUGUGUGUCUGUGUGUGAGUGUGUGUGUGUGUGUGUGAGGACCUCAUCUUCUUAUACAUGACAGCACGAAGACAAACUUUUCGGACUUCUCCUCUCUCAGAGGAACUUUUUUUCAUGUCAAACGUGAAGUCAGAACAUCCUGCAGACGACAGUAAAGAUCGUUCACACCUGGCCGGGAUUUAAUAGCCUGGUUAUGGAUUUUAACCUCUUGACGGAUAGUGAUGCCCGCAGCCCGGCGCUGUCGCUGUCCGACUCAAGUACCCCUCAUCACGAGCCCAGCAGUAAAGGCCAGCAGAGCAGUGACACUGAGAAAUCCCAGCAGAACCAGUUGGACGAAUCCGGCGCUGACGACGGCUCACUCAAGAAGAAGCAGCGACGACAGAGAACUCACUUCACCAGCCAGCAGCUCCAGGAGCUGGAGGCCACCUUUCAGAGGAACCGCUACCCCGACAUGAGCACCAGGGAGGAGAUUGCAGUGUGGACCAACCUCACAGAAGCACGGGUCAGGGUAUGGUUCAAGAACCGGCGAGCCAAGUGGAGAAAACGGGAGAGGAACCAGCAGGCUGAGUUGUGUAAAAGCGGUCUUGGCGCGCAGUUUAAUGGACUGAUGCAGCCCUACGAUGACAUGUAUGCAGGAUAUUCUUACAACAACUGGGCCACCAAGAGCCUGGCGAGCAGCCCACUCUCCACUAAGAGCUUCCCAUUCUUUAACUCCAUGAACGUAGGCCCCUUGUCGUCCCAGCCCAUGUUCUCCCCCCCUAGCUCAAUCCCAGCUAUGAACAUGGCCCCCACCAUGGUGCCCUCGGCCGUAGCCGGAGUUCCCACCGCGGGCCUCAACAACCUGGGCAGCCUCAACAAUCUCAAUGGUCCGACGUCACUCAACUCGGCGGCGGUGACGGCAGCCAACUGCCCGUAUUCCAGCACAGCCAGCCCUUACAUGUACAGAGACACCUGCAACUCCAGUCUGGCUAGUCUGCGACUGAAGGCCAAGCAGCAUGCCAACUUCGCUUAUCCCAGUGUGCAGAAUCCUGUGUCCAACCUGAGCCCCUGCCAGUACGCUGUGGACCGGCCGGUAUAAAGAGUAUCAAGUCCGCUAGCUCCUCCAUGGACCACCCUGCCGCCAAGGAACACUCGCUUUGUUUUUGCGGCCAACUGAGUUACGCUUUGGAAAGAUGUCUAAAAAAAAAACAAAAAAAAAAAACAACCUUCAUCUUUCUUAACUGCAUGGUUAGAGUAAAAGUAGAAAUGAAGAGGAACUGAGACAGGAAUGCUUCAGCGUAACCUGUGAUUGUCUGUAAUGUAAAUAACACUUUUUUCCAUGUGACUGAAUAGUCGAUGACAACUUAGUACAAGACAUGUCCAAACCAACGUGGAUAUUUUCAAAAACAAAACAUUUUCGCUGUUCCUAUUUUAUUAUUGCAAUUGAUGCGGAAAAAAGGUGCUGUUUAUUACCGGUAAGUCAUUAAUUGUGUAGCAGCACAGUACCAAAACAAGAAGCUAGCUAAUUGGCUAGCGUAAACUCACCAUGGAAAGAUGGGUGCAAUUAAGGAACAAUAAAUACAGGAACUAGAAAAAUCUUCCAGGAGUGUAUAAGGACAUUUCCUGAUAAUUAUCGAGCGGUUAUGAGGAGUUAUGACAUCAAUAGGGCUGUCUUCAAAUAGUCAAAUAUUCUCAAAUUCUAUUCAGAGGAGUACGAUUACGACUAUUCAGGAUUACGAUUCGACUAUCAACCUUGCAGUCGAAUUGUCUGACGGUAACCUACUUCUACUUUCUGUAGGGGAGAGGCAGGACAAGGUAAUGAUCCUUUAAACAUUGUUACGACUUUUUACUUCCUCUGUGUAGUCAAGUUUGAUGUCUUUCACAGGGCUAAGGACCACACUUUACGAUCCAAUUUCUACCGUGUUAAUUUGUUUAUCAGAGUGUUUAGCCUUCUUUUGAAUUGGAGAAAGUUGCGAAUUGGAUGGCUGUUUUGUUCACUUUUAUUAAAAAGGCCGUAUUUAUUUUAUAAGUUAAAUGAUUAACUUUGGAAGAAUCAACUCAUAGCGACUAGAUCUACAUUAGUCAGAGUCGUGUAUAAAGAGAGUAUGGCCAAUUUCCGGUUUAAGGCGAGCCCCUCAAUGAUUGGUCAAAAGGCACUCACGUGACUUCAGAGCGCCAUGACUAUUACCAACGUUGAGCUGAUGCUAUGUUUGCGGCGCUUCCUCGUUAGUUUUUCGGCGUGUAUAAAUGUCCUGUUAUGCAGCAUGGGGCUGCUACACCCACCAGGAUUGUGGAAGGAUUUUACAUCGCUUUCCUUACAAGCCAGAAAGAAGACAAGUAUAGGAAGUGAAGAUUCGGCAUCAACACUAGAGAUCCACCAAUUACAAGACAUGUCUGUUUUGUUCAGAAGAGAACACACAGAAGCAAACACAAAUAAUAAAAAAACCAAAAAACUAAUUAAAGAGUUGGUUUGACAAAAACAGACAAUAUUUGAAACUCAGUAAAACUAAAAUAAUCCAAUUUGGUAACAGUAUACAAGAAAAUCAACCACAGACACAAAUAGACAUUGAAAGAGUAGAAUAAACUGAAUUUCGGGUGUAAUAAUAGAUGAGAAAAUGAACUGAAAAUCUCAAAAAAUAUCCAACAUAAAGUGGCCAAAAUAAUGUCAAUAUUGACUCCAUAUUCUCUCUCUACUGCUUGCCAGUGUUUCCAUAUGUGAGUUGUUGUGCAGAAAUAUGGGAAAAUAACUACAAAAGUAUACUUAUUCACUUAACAUGCUACCAAAAAGUAAGCUUGGUUAGAACACUACAUAAAACAGAUACAUGCAGUGAUUAAAAAUACAUCGUAGUCAGCCACCACAGUUGGCAUACUUCACACAGAAGUCACAAUUUCUCCGUGAGGAUUUGUCCAAAGCUAAUAAAGAUUUUGGCAAAAUUAGGUUAUAUCUUUGGUCAUUCCGUGUUUUUUCUUUUUGUUUUUACAUUUAUUGCGCUGUCGGGUGCAUGUCCGAGUACCCGCGAGUCACGAAACACUUCAGGAACAUAGCAGCAUCCACCCAUCAAUCCAUUUACUACAGCUUGUCCCGCAAAGUGCGUCAAAUACGGCCGCAAAAUUAUAAUUUCACGAAAUAAAAGCAUGUUUUAAUGUAAGUUUAUGAGCUGGAGUAUGUUUAAAACAAUGUAUAGACAUAUUUUUCUGUUUAUUUCCUCAGAAAACUUAAGUCAAAACGACAGCAGUUGCACAUUCUUGGGGGUUGGUGCCUGUUGUUUAGUUGGCCAUGCUCUCUUUAUACACGACUCCAACAUUAAUGUAACCUUACUGACACCUAUUGACCAGUCAGUUUACAGUACUACAUAGUAUUAUAAUCUUUUUUUCCUUUCCUUUAUUUUCCCUCCAUGCCAUAGAUUUGACUAAUUGUCGACUGUGUAAAAUCUAACGAAUCGGACUCUAUAUAAAGACAAUCCUCGCCCUAGAUGUCACACAGACAAAUCAUAUUACAUAAAAUCAUAGGUCUAAAAAAACAAUAUAUUGAAUCAAAUACAAUUUCCAAUGAGGUGAUAUUACCUGUAACGUGCUGUAGGUGGGCUAGGGUGAUCAAAUAAAGGGCUCCUUUUCUUUUCCUUUUCAAGCCUGUCCCCUGCAUUCAUAUUAAACAAACCUGGCGCUGAUCAUGUGGAGCACCUUCACGAUUUUAGAGAAAGACAUUUUGUGUGCUGUUUUCACUGACCGACAUUAAUAAAAAGGCAAUACAGAAGAAGACAAAACUCGAGGAGGGAAUGAUAAUCUUCGGAGUAUUUUGAAGAAAAAAUCCCAAACUGAAAAAAAAGUGGGACAAUAUUAUGUACAGUAGGUGAAUAUGUUCUCAACAAAGUAACUACGCUUUUUAUUAGCUACCUAUUUUUAUUAGCUACCUUAUUGGUUACUUUCUGUACCACGUGACUAUUCACUAUUCCUCCCGAUGACUUGGGAGGAUUUCAAAACAGACAUGAAGAGUUUAUGUUAAUUAUCUAUGGUUGUUGGCCGGAACUUUUUUUUUGUAGCCAAUUAUCGGAACAAAUUCACUUAUAUAUAUAUAUAUAUAUAUAUAUAUAAAUUUUUUUUACAUAUAUAUGUACACAUACAUAUAUAUAUAUUUUUUUUACAUAUAUAUAUAUAUAUAUAUAUAUAUAUAUAUAUAAAACACAAUUUUAUAAGACAAUCUUACAAUACAGUAUUAAAAGAUGCUUUUAUUGUUGGAAGUUGGAACAUCGGGACAAAAACAUCCCGAUGGUUUUUAUGUGCGUACCCAGCUUAAGUGUGAUCAUCAAUAUGAUUUCAUUUACAUUACCUUAAAAAUCAGUGUUCAUAUACAUGGCCUAGCAAAACACAAGAAAAAUGGUGUGUGUUAUUAGUCUACCAACGCAUAAAAGAAAGCUGACACGGAAUAAUUUUAUAACUGGUGUUUCUUUGCUGAAUAAGGUGAAAUGGUGUCGUGAAGAUUGCUCGAGAACAAGCAGUUAGUGAAAACUUUCCAAAAGCUUUUAAGUAGAGAAACUAAGGUUUGCGUGGGGUUGAAAGGAUAAAAUCUUUGUCCUUUUUUUUGUUGUUGCAUAAUAUCCAAGUUGGCGUGGACAUGACAAAGCAGAAAAGUUGUUAGGAAGCAGGAGCAGACAACCUUUGGGAAAUGAAUACUUUGUUGUGAAAGCCUAUCCCCCAAGAAGGUCAAAGGUUAAAGGCCAAUUUAGACAAGCAGGAGGAAGGCUGCACCAGAUUACAAAAAUAUUGAGUUUGCCUCAAGAAUUUAGUCAAGAAGAAUAGAUCCAAGUUGAAAAAAGCCAUGGCGUGAAUAGACUUGUGUGUGACUGUAAAAUAUAUGUAAAAUAUAUGUAGGAGUGCGGUUUUAUUUCUUCAUCUUGCCUGCUUUGUCUCAUUAAAUAAAAUAUUCGAAGACCAGCUUUACUAGAAAUUUGCUCAGAAAAAAAUAAACACUGUGAAUUGCUGUUAUUGAAUUAAAAGAGCUUUAACGCA